GGCGAGGGUUGUCUCGCCAGGGUGGUCGACAUGGGGAGGGCACAGCGCCGUCAGCAUGAGCCUGCCGCGGACCAUGUGCAGGACACAUUCAGGGUCCACUCCCCCGAUAAAUCGGUACCUGGUUGUCAGCCAGAAGGUCGACAACAAGGGGGUUAUGAUGCUCUGUUGCAGGUUUUGCAACAAAGUUUUCCAAGGGACCCAGAUUCAGGCCACGAGGCACUUCUCGCAGACAAACUACUGCAAGGACGUCAGCGACGAGGCGUUGUACGAGAUCGCUCGACGGAGUCAACAGAAGUUUGAGGCCGAUCAGAUGGAGAGGGUUGCCAGGAAUGCAGCGGAGCGCGGACUCGAUGUGCCCGGCACGGGUGGUGCAAGGGGAGGAGAGGCGGGGCGGCGUCCGGUGGAGGGAGGGGUUGGGGAGAUGGUGGGCAUGGUGCGCCAGAUCCCCCUUUGGGUGGUGGAGGCGGUGAGACGGAGGAGAGCUUCCCCGCGCGCUGUGCUCCCCAACCACUGCGAGAUUGCGAGUAUGCGGGCGGUGGAGACCCACCGUGCGGAGCUGGCGGAGGAGUUGGAGGAGGUGAGGCAGCCAUUCUGGGUGACUGGUGCCACCCUCCUGUCCGAUGGGAGGAAAUCACGAGACGGGAGACCGAUCGUGAAUUUCCUUGCCGCUGGCUCGCGAGGGGUCGGCGUGUACACGACGAUCAAUCGAGAGGGCGAGGCGGACAUUCCAGUGCACGUCCUUCGAAGAUGGGUUACCAACUUCCACGAGUUCAGCUUCGGCGGGCCACAACGGAUCAAUGCGAUAUGCACUGACUCCGCUUCUGCCUAUGUGGGGGCUGCAAGGGCAUUGGCCUCGCCGUCCAUGCCUCCUGCACUGAGGAGGAUCAUUUGGCUCCCGGGGAUGACGGAGGAGGAGAUUGCCCGUCAGGUUGCACUUAUUACCCGGGAUUCCAUCGGGGCGUCCGCACCACCCUCUGCUGAUGUCGUUUUUGAUAGACGUGCUUGCAUUUUUCGUCCCUACCCCAGGGAGGACGACUCAGACGAGGAGCCGGUACCCGAGGCGGCAGAUGACCCUGCGCUCCGCAUUCCCCGCGAGAUCGACGAGACGCACGAGGAUCCUUACUCCAAGGAAACAAGGGCACACCCUGCACGACGGGCGGCGGACCGGGCGGAGAGGGAGAUGCUGGGGGGAGAGGAGUUUUGGGGCCCAUUCAGGAAGGUUGCUUCCACGGGCGGCCCAAAGGCGCAGGCGACGAUCCCCACUCCGACGAGGCGGGAGUCGUCCAUGCCGCCGCCUCCUGCUCCGAGUCCUGCAUCACCAUCGCCCGUCUCGCCACUUCAGCCGGCCACGGCAACGGCGGACAGGGAGGAGUUGGGGUCCUCUUUGCCUCAGCGUGGACUUCUCCACAGAGGCGGGGCAGUUCACCAGUUGAGGUUACGAUCACCUUCCCCGGGGAUAUUGCAGGAGGAGGGGGCACCAUCGGCAGCAGCAGUGGAGAGUUCGAUGGCACCAGCGGUGGUUUCGGACGCGAUGAUCGCAGCCGCGGUGGAGGAUAUAGCGGCAGCAGCAGCAGCAGCAGUGGCAGCAGCAGGAGGAGCAGGUGGAGCAGCAGCAGAAGUGGAGGUUGAGGUGGCAGCAACAGUGGAGGAGGAGGCACCGUCGACAACUGCAGUGGAGGGGGAGGUGUCAGGACCAGUGGAGGAGGAGAUAGCCGCACAGGUCGAGGUGCAGCGUGGGGGCGAUGACGAGCGUCUGAUGCAGCAGUUCCUCACGGAGGAGCUCGAUCCGGUCAUAGCGGAGGAGGCCAGGCGUCGAGAGAUAGAGGGGGAUUGCGUGCAGGGUGGGGUGGUGGCUGGGGAGGCCGUUACGGAGGUAGUGGCAGCAGAACCGGGACCCAAGGCUAUGCCGGGUGGAGCAGAGGCAGCGGACAUUGCUGUGGAGGGAUGGCCUCAGGCGGUGGAUGAGGUUGUGAAGGCAAGACAGCGGCGAGUCGAGGGGGCUAUAAACGAACGGCACGUGGUCUCGGAGACAGCGACGGGUCCAGUCGUUCCGUUCUCGAUCCUGCACUUGGCUCAGGGCCGACAGUCGCAGGCGGUUCAGAUAGCAGUGCAUGGUGUGUCACCGCCCGUUAUCACGGAUUUGGGGUCCGAGCCGGUGAUUGUGACCCCACGUCUUCCUAGCCACUUUGCUCCGCAGGAGGUCCGUCGUCCUUUGGAUGUAGAGGAGCUGGCGACAGAGGCUGUGCGCGAUGUUGCUCGAUUGGAUCGGUGGAUCUUCGACCGGAGGCUCGAGCAUCCAGCAUGGCAGACGAUCCAUUCGGUUCCAUGGGGUCCUGCGUCGCUCGUGUGGUUUGGGUCUACCUCCACCGGAGGAUAUACCAUGGGACAUGUUCCAAGGGUUUCAGGUGGCGUGACGGAGACAGCGCCACGCACAGGGGACAUGCCACCCCCUCCUCCCAGAGCACCUGUAGGCCUUCAGCCGGGCUUGGGACCCCGCGGCGGCAGGACGACCGCGGCGAAGGAGGUACCGGCAUCAGGUUGUGAGCCUCAGCGAGGUCGCGGCAGAGGAGUGUCCACCGAGACCUUGGAGUACGCUCUGCGAGCAGCGACGCGUGCCGUGCAGGAGCAGACUCCACGCAAGCGUGGAGCGCUUCCUCGUCCACACCUCGUGCCUGCAGAGGGAGGCGCUGCACUUGGAGAGAGUUCGGGGGAGGAGGGGUUCGAGAUGCCUCGUGGAUCCCGCCGUGAGCAGACCGUUGCAGAGGCUAGUGCGAGGGUUGUUGUGUUGAGGAAGGGAGGAGGCCCAGUCACCAUCGAGGAGGAUGAUCCUGAUACUGAUGCGGCUGUGCGGGAGGCGGACGAGGACUAUGAGGGCGAGGAGGGGAGAGAGGAGGAGAGAAGGAGCGGUUCCGAUGGUGACGACGACGACGACGACGACGAUGAUGAGCCCCCACCUCCCCCAGGACCCCCACCGACGCGUGCAUCUAGACGCUCCGCUGCGCGGACUUCUUCGUCCUCAUAAGGGAGAAAGAGGUCAACAUCCGACACUC
Chara braunii is the source of this 3050-nucleotide messenger RNA. The record is from the annotation of a GenBank genome assembly. Lineage: Eukaryota; Viridiplantae; Streptophyta; Charophyceae; Charales; Characeae.